AUGUCUACCCGGCUCAUUCGAUUGGAAGCCUUGAUUGAUUCGUCAUCAUCGACUCAUCAGGUUCGUACCUAUGGUGGGCAGGGGAGGAGAACCACAACAGACGGUACCGCGAUCCACAGGACCAACUUCCAUGCUGCAGAAGUCCCCAAGGAUGGCAGAUCAGCGAUUGCAAUGCACGAGGUUGAUAGUGUCACCAUGCCCGAUUCAAUCUUGGGCCGAUCCGAUUUUGACUCAGUCCUCGAGCACCCUGGACCCAGAUCUGUGGCAGCAACAAACUUUGAAAGCGAGGGAAGUCGCUUUGAACCAAGCCACGAUCAAAUUCCAAGCGUUAUCAUCGAUGCAGCGUACUUCCAGAGCGAAUCUACAACUACUACCACAACAACUCUCAAUCCGCCGAGCGUAACAAUGACUGGAAGCACCCCAGCUCUGGAAGAGAGCUCAAAUCUGUUCUCAAACGAGAUGUCCAAUAGGGCAUAUUUCGGGCCGAGAUCUUUCUUGUCUAUUGCAUCUCAGCCUGGUAUUGAAUGGCUUGAGAGCAAGGUGCAGUAUCCUGCCAUGAGAGAAUCUCUACACCGGUUCGCGAGGACUGUCAACAUGCUCUUCAAGGAAAAUGCGGGAUCUGUCCUCGCGGCAAAAUGCCCGACUGCCGAGCCAGCGGAAGCCGUUGCUUGGUCAUAUGUCAGGGCAUUCUUUGAAGUAUCACUCGAAGCCGCCAUUGGCAUCAUCGACCACUACUGGUUUUACACUACCCUGACCGAACAUUUUCGAAGACCGAGGCCAGAUGAUGAAGAUCCAUCGUGGUUUGCCCUCCGCUAUACCGUCUAUGCAUUCGGAUGUCGAAUUUCCAAGAGUAAGAAUGAGCCAUAUUCACAUGCGGCUGAAAAGUCCGUGGCUCUGUUUGAGAACGCUUUAUCGGUGCAACUAGACAUAAUGCAUCGUCGCUCUACUAUCAUUAGCGUCAGAGCCUUGUCGCUAAUGGCUAUUGACGACGACGAAAUCAGCUGCGAUGCUCCUAAACUAUCAACCAGCAUUAGUGAUAUAAGCACCCCAUUCACCACAAUAAGCGUCCUGCUCAGUCAAAUUCAAUCGCAAGCCUACAGACGGUUAUCAAGUGCCCGAGCCCGGCGACAACCUACAGAAAAAUUGGUACGCGCGGUGUCCGAGCUAAAUACCGAUGUAGAUUCGUUCAAACGAUCCGUCAAACACAUCAUACCGUUCGACGAUGCCAUCGAGGAUGUCCAGCUGCCACCAAACAUGACCAGAUGUCAGCUCAUGGUGGUAUACUUUCUGUACUACAGCGUAUUGACCGACAUUCAUAGCUCUUUGCUUGUACCUUGGUUCUCUUUCACCGACUCGGGCCAAUUCGACGCUUUUCGAGCCCAGGUGGAAAGCUCAUGUCGUAUCGUUGCCGAGACCGCGCGCAAUGUCAUCUUGUGCAGUCGCUUGAUCCGUCUGAAGCCGAAUACACCCGUACUGCUUGCAUUAUAUGCUCCAUUCCGGGCGUCCAUCAUGCUUCUCAUCCAUAUCCUGUCGAAUCCAGGUGCGCCAACCGCCCAGUCAGACUUGGUCCUGAUGAGUAUCGGGUCGGGAUUCGCUCAUCGCCUCAACUUUGAGACAGGUGGUGCUUUCAAUUGGCCAUUCAUUGAAGAAUGGGCUGCAUCUGCUUCUGCGGCUGUUCACCGAGCCAGACCCUCAGACGCAAUUCUUACAGCUCAAAUUCGCGAGCCCAGCACUACAGCAGUAGACUCAUCAGGUGCUGACGUCGGUGCUGAAGGUGAAUCCAACACUGUCAACCUGGAUGAAAAUCAAUACUUCCAAGAGGUAUGUCCCAUCCGAAAUUCAUACAAUUUCCAACUUUUGCAACCUAUGCGUAUGUGCUUGAUCGGGCAGGGGUAA
Messenger RNA from Exophiala bonariae, 1896 nucleotides. RefSeq lists its product as uncharacterized. The transcript has 6 exons. Bases 1 to 1896 code for a protein of 631 amino acids. The record is from RefSeq and is a predicted model, not a curated record. Lineage: Eukaryota; Fungi; Ascomycota; Eurotiomycetes; Chaetothyriales; Herpotrichiellaceae.